This is a messenger RNA of Dendrobium catenatum, 1684 nucleotides long. RefSeq names its product CWF19-like protein 2. The record is from RefSeq and is a predicted model, not a curated record. The transcript is spliced from 7 exons. NCBI's taxonomy places the organism in Eukaryota, Viridiplantae, Streptophyta, Magnoliopsida, Asparagales, Orchidaceae. Gene Ontology annotation, biological process: mRNA splicing, via spliceosome. Gene Ontology annotation, cellular component: post-mRNA release spliceosomal complex. The coding region runs from base 295 to 1446 and encodes 383 amino acids.
UGGAAGGAAGCUGAGAUGGAUUGCUGCAGAAGGCAUCGACAGGACCGGAGGCGUGCGAAGGAGAAGAGGAGUUUAUAAGUUAGAGCUGAAGGACAACGGAGUUGGGAGAGGGGUUGGCGGUAUUCUUUUUUGCCAUUUAGGCCUGUCUAGGGCAAGACGGUCAAAACUCCUAUUUCAUCCCUACAAAACUGGUGUGCGGAACUACCUCUGAAGAUGUUGGUUGGGGUUAAGCUUAUUCCACGAGAGGAGCUUCGUGAGCACGAGGAGCAUAAUUGAAGCGCAGACAAGCAGAGGAUGAUGAAUAGGAAACAGGAGAAGCACCGCCGCGAUACGUCUGAUGAGAGCUCAGAGAGGGAUGAGCGGCGUGCAAGAAAGUGCAGUAAGAAGAUGAGGAGUGGGAGUUGGAGUUGGAGUUGCUCGGAUGCUGAUUCUAAUUCCUCUGAGAGAGUAACCAGCAGUUAUUCUGGUAAAGGGGAUAAAACAUCCAAAUGUCAAGACAACAGUUCUCGACAUGAGAGGGACGGUAGAAAAAAAAGGGAUAGGGUUGGUAAAAAUAAUGGGAAUCAAAGUGGUACUGUGGAUGAGAAGAAAGGCUUAGAUGGUGAUAUAUAUUAUAUGAUUGAUCGUAAUAAUGGGAUUUUGAGAAAGGAGAUGGGUCUUCAGUGGAUGCUUCGAGCUGGCAAUAGUCUGCAUGGUAAUCCAGUACCAACUAAAAUUGAGCAAGACGAGCUUCUAGUUGAUGAGCUACCAAAACGAAUGUUGACUCAGAAAGUGCGUUGUCAAUUUUGUUAUGAGAACCAAUCUAGACCAAAGCAUCUUGUUAUAUCGAUGGGAAACGUCACUUACAUGACGCUUCCACCAUGGGAACCUAUUUUACAAGGCCAUUGUUGCAUUCUGCCGUUGCAGCAUGAAUCAGCUACCAGGACCAUUAACACAAAUGUCUGGGAAGAAAUUCGAAACUUUAAGAAGUGUCUCUUGAAAAUGUUCUCUAGGCAAGACAAGGAUGUCAUCUUUCUUGAGACUGUUAUUGGAUUAUCUAGGCAACGUCGGCAUUGCUUAAUUGAGUGCAUACCUAUACCUUCUCAAAUUGCGAAGCAAGCUCCAUUGUAUUUCAAAAAGGCUAUUGAUGAGGCUGAGGAUGAGUGGGGGCAGCAUGACAUGAAGAAGGUCAUACCAACUAGUGGGAACUUGCGGAAUGUUAUCCCUGAAAACUUCUCCUACUUUCAUGUUGAAUUUGGGCUGGAUAGAGGUUUUGUCCAUGUCAUUGAUGAUGAUAGCAACUUACCUAGUAGCUUUGGCUUGAAUGUAAUUCGAGGCAUGCUACACCUCCCUGUGGAGACCAUACACCAUCAUCACAGAAGAGAACCAGCUGAGAAACAGAAACAAGCCGUUGCCACCUUUGUCCAGGAAUGGGAGCCCUUUGAUUGGACCAGGGAGCUUGAUUGAUUUGUACAGUUUACCCCCUAGCUUUGGGCCAAGCUGUAGGUUUAGAUGCUCUCCUUAAGGUAUACAUUGUUAUAUCAUCAUUUUUCUCAUAUAUUCAUUUAUUUUUAUUUUGUAAAUUGUUUGAAAAUACAAUUUUCAUGUCAGUUAGGACAUGCUUAUCAUUAUAUUAUGUCAAUGCCAUGGAGCUUGUGCUACUACUCAUUUUUAGUUAUUGAAUUAUGGCAUCACAUUCAUUUUU